GAAGCGUCUUCAUUGUGGCACACCCACCCUUUUGCCGUCGUGCAGUGUCCCCUCUAUCGGACCCAGAAAUCAACUGUUGCGCAGGAAAGGCAAGCAUAGUUAAUUCCCCACAGCCUGCCCAGGGCCAAGGAUAGGAUAACAAAUCAGGAAUUUCCCUCUGCCACUCCUGAAAAUGAGCGCGACGAAAAAGCAAACGCGCAACGAUUCAUUUGUACGCCUCCCGUUUCCGCUCAGAAAAUAAGGGUCUACAGUAGAAGUGCUCCAAAAAGUUACUUCUUCCCCCCCAAAUGAACUACAGGGCGUCUAUAUCCCGAAAAGUUGGGGCGAGCAUUCCCAUCGUUCUACCAGCAACUAAUAACGGAUAACGUUUUAAGCAGUUGGGAGUUAAUCCAGUGCUGUCUUUUACAAAUGGUUUGACCACGAGUCCACUGGUGGAAUCGCCUGCUGAAGUGGAAACGAACCAACGAGCAAAACUUUGGGUUUUAUAACUUUUGUGCGCCCUCUUCUCCGUGGAUUGGUGUUGCUACACCCUCUCCCACUAAUCGCCCAUGGCGUAGACGGUCGUCAUAUCUUCAUCUGUUUCCGAAGAACGUGGAUAUUUUUUGUGGAGUUAAAACUCAAAUGAACGUUUACACAUGUGUGUGUGAUUCUACGUUUUACUCCCAAGAAGACAGAGGGUCGCCAAAAGAUCAUUUUAAAGUUCUUGUUCCCCGCUGGGAGGAAUGGUUGACAAAAGAGGCACAUGGAAGGAUGCCGUUUCUUGUACAAUGGAACUGAAAAGUAUUUUUGCAGUGGCCGUGGUGUUGAUUUUAUUCAUUUCGCCGGGCUUUAGUCAAGAACUCAGUCCUAAGGGUAGGAAUGUAUGCAAAACAACAGGGUCACCCGAGUCGGCGGCUGCGGUGUGCUGUGGUGGCUGGGCCCAGCUAGGGGAGGAAUGCAUCAUCCCUCUUUGCGAGGGCAACUUUACUUGUAAGGAGAACGAGGUAUGUGUCAGGCCCAAUGAAUGCCGCUGUCGACAUGGGUAUUUCGGAGCCAGCUGCGAUACCAAGUGUCCCACCCAAUUCUGGGGUCCGGACUGCAAAGGCAAGUGCAACUGCUACCCGAACGGGAAGUGUGACGACGUGACGGGCGCCUGCACCUGCAACCCCAACCGCUGGGGCUUCAACUGCGAGAAGCCCUGCGCCUGCCAGAAGGGCAAGUGCGACCAGGAGACGGGCAAGUGCACCUGCCACGCCGGCUUCUGGGGGCCGCAGUGCGCCAACCAGUGCUACUGUGCCAUCAACUCGGUGUGCGACCAGGCCACGGGCCGCUGCCUCUGCCAGCCCGGCUGGUUCGGGCGCAGCUGCAACACCCAGUGCGCCUGCAACGGGAGCCCCUGCGAGCAGUUCACGGGCCGCUGCCAGUGCCGGGAGCGGCUGUGGGGGCAGCACUGCGAGCGCUACUGCCAGUGCGUGCACGGCAAGUGCAACCAGGCCGACGGGUCGUGCACCUGCAAGCCGGGCUUCCGCGGCAAGUUCUGCCGGGAGCCGUGCCCCGCCGGGUUCUACGGGCAGAACUGCCGGAACAGGUGUGGCCACUGCAAGGGUCAGCAGCCGUGCAAGGUGACAGAGGGUCGCUGCAUCACAUGCGAGCGGGGCUGGAACGGCACCAAGUGUGACCAGAUGUGUGUCCCGGGCUUCUUUGGCGAGAACUGCCAGGACGUGUGCCCGCCCUGCAAAGACGGCCACCACUGCAGCCGCAUCGACGGCAAGUGCCCCCACUGCAAUCCCGGCUGGAUCGGAGAUCGCUGUGAGGUGCGCUGCUCCAAUGGCACAUAUGGGGACCGCUGUGAGAACGACUGCAGCCACUGCUUCAACGGGGACUGUCACUUUGCCACCGGGGAGUGCCUGUGUAACCCGGGCUUUCACGGGACCUAUUGCAAUCUCACCUGUGGGUUUGGCCAGUACGGAGUCAACUGCGCCCAGACCUGUCCUUGUCACGACAUGAACUGUGACCGAAUGUCCGGAGACUGCAUACUGCUGCCUAACCAGCGGAUGGGUGUGAUUGCGGUGGCCGUGCUGCUGGUCCUCCUCCUGGGCCUGCUCUGCUGCUGCUGCCUGUGCCACAACAAAGGGGACAGCAGCUCUGAGCAGGAUAAUUCCACCAGUGGCAAGAAGGCCAAGCGUCUCCUCUGCGGUCGCUUCAGCCGAAUCAGCACCAAGCUGCCCAGGAUUCCAUUACGUCGACACAAGCUGCCCAAAGUUGUCGUAGCCCACCAUGAUCCCGACACCUUCAACUGCAGCUUCAUCGAGCCGCCGUCCGAGGUGGAGCCGCAGUCGACCACCUGGUCCGAUCAGGGCUCCUUCUCCUCCUUCGAGACCAGCGAGGACGGCCCCGUCUACUGCAUUCCCCACGAAGAUACCGUCGACGAGAGUAACGAGAAGAGCAGCUCCACUGCCGUGGCGGAGAGCACAGCAGAGGAGGACGCCGGCGAGUACACGUCCCUUAAAGAGACGGUGCCCGCCGCCGAUCAGCCUCUACUCAAGUCCACAGACAGCGAAGGGGGCUCCACCAGCGGAUCGGAGUCCACCACGGGGGCCCUGUACGCCCAGAUCGCCCGCCUGUCCAAGCAGUCCAAGGAGGACGAGGACGGCUGCAUCAUCGAGAUCAAGGGCAACGGGAAGCCUCCAUCCCCGGAGAGGACCAAGCCAAGGCCGCCAGACCCCUCCACCAAGCCCAAGGUCUCUUGGAUCCACGGCGCCACCACGACGACCCCGACCAACACGCCGGAGAAAGGAGGGAAGGGAGAGUCCGGUACGCCUAGCGAGAAACCAAAGAACAAGGAGAAGGAGAAGUCGGGCAAAGACAAGACCAAAGACAAGAAGAGCCCAGAUGGGAAGGCCACCUCCGGCGGCGAGACAGCAGGCGGCGACUCCCCCAGCAAGGCCAAGGCCCAGAAGGGCCGCACGGUGGAGGAGCAUCGGGAGCACAUCAACGGCGUGGUGCAGAACGCCCUGAAGAAGAUCAGCAGCUUCCACUCCGACAAGAAGGCCGCCAAAGACAAAGACAAGGACAAGGACAAAGACAAAGAGCCGGAGCCCCUCAAGGACGAAGCGGCUCCCAAGAGCCCCAAAAUCAUGCACAUGCCCCAGCAUAUGCACAUGAACUCGGAGGCCGCCACACUGUUGGCCGCCCAGCUGAAGGAGAAAACCCAGUCCAUCAACCGCAACGAGGGGCUGGUGGGAGUGGUCAAGACCAAUGGGCUGUCCACUCCACAGAUGCGAGAGCAACGCGAGAAGCCUACACCGCCCCAGAAGGCGAAGCGCUCGGUGGGCAGCGUCGGCAGCGGGGGCACCCCCCAGGGGCAAGGCUCCUCCACCACCAAGCCUCUGCUGCCCACCACGGGCAGCCUCCAGAAGAUGGUGGCACCCGCCGUCGUGUCGGACUCGGCGGUGGAGAGCACUGAGCCUCGAAGCCCUGAGAAACAGCAGCUGACGGCGGCGGCCAUGAACGGCUCAAAGACUGCGGAGGUGUCGGGAGGCGGAGGAGGAGGGGGAGUCGGAGUAGGAGUAGGAGUAGGAGGGGGGGACUCUACGCCCAAGAAGACCCCUAUCAAAAAGCCGCCCAGGAAGAAAGGCAAGGAGGGGAACGCCCCGGACACCCCUGAGACCAAAGCCACUCCAAAGACCGCCAUCAUGCCACCUCAAGUUGUGAAAAACAAUUAAGUGCCGUACAGGGGUGCAUUUCUCAACAACAACAUUGCUAACUAAGUUAGCAACUCACUUGGUUGCAAUGCAAUUACCCAUUGGAAACUUAGUAAGUUGCUAACUGGGUAGCAACGAUGCUUUUGAGAAACAGGGUUCAGUCUCCAAAGAGCUGCUUGCUGAACCACAUGUUUUUUCCCCAUUAGUGACUAAUUCUAGUGUUGAUACAAACACGAAGGAUUUUUUUUUACAUGUCCAGCACAUACCAGAAGCAAAAAUCACUCAAGAAAAAAUACUUUCUGGAGUGUAAAGUACUCAGAGAAAUGCUUAAUACCAUUCAGUAUUAAUAUGUACAUGGGUUUUGAGGUUAAUGUUAUAAGCUUGGUUUUAUAUUAUAAAUUCAAGUGUAUGCAAACUAUAAGCCGAUAAUUUAGUAUAUUCUAUAUUCGUAUUAUACAAGGUUAUGUUAUUGAUGGGUGUUCUUACCUGUGUUCAAAGACAGUGGCAUAAGUCUUAGUUUUGUGGAAUGCUGCAGUAUCCAGCACUUUCAAGAUGUUUUAUUCAAAAAAACAAAGUAUUUAAUGAUUUUGUUUACCGGUACUGGUAAUGCAGACACAUUUCGACUUUGCCUAAACCAGAUCCUGAUCAUAUACAUAUUCAACCUAUACACUCCAGAUUAUCGUAAACUAUAGACUAUAUUUAUCUAUAACAAGAUGGUUAGGUUAAUAGUUGGGACUUGGAAACUUCUUUGGCACCAUAAUUGAACAGCCUGUGGUGGGGGUUUGAGGUUAGCAUGCUCUCUGUCUUCUCCAAAAUGGUAGCUUCACUCGUGAUUGGCAUUUAAUUUUCUGCAGUUCAAAAGAGCAUACUGCUAUUUAAUUGUGAUAAAUCAUGCCUCAGUAACGGGGCGGGAUGAAGGGAAGCGGGGUGAGCCGCAAGACCCCAUCAUGAUACCACUGUCAAGCUCCCUGGGCAGUGUUGCCAGAUUGGGCUGUUUCCCGCCCAAUUGUGGGCAGUUGUUUGACCACAGAAAGAACAGUGCUCCUGUAGAGGAAGACACUGAUGUGAUGUCAAUAAAACAAUCAAUCAAUCAAUCAAUCAAUGGGGUUGAUUAGGAUGGCCGUCUGCGGAUAAAAAUGGCACUUAGUAGAAAAACCUGUCCAAUUUUUGGCCAUAGAAAUCAAUAGAAUUGGCCGGGAUUUAGUGCUUCCAGACGUGUUUUGAGCAUUUUUUUUGGGCUGAAAAUCAUCAGCCUUAUCUGGCAACCCUGUCCUUCGGAAGCACGAGACACCCCUGGGCCGGCAGGCAAAGCAGGAGAUGUGAAGAAUAACCUUUCUGUCAAGACCUGGGUUUGAAGCGCUCUUUUGGCCAGCAGCAUGUAUCACAGUGCAAUCAACUGAGGCACACUGGAAUCCUUCAUCGUGCAGUCAGCAUGGGAGGAAAUUCUAAAAGCCUGAAAGUCAAGUCAAGCCAAGCCAUCCACACACCGUGCCCUGGAGUGGCGUAAGUGGGUUUUUUGUCAACAGUGCCCUUUUCCUUCUUUCCAUCCAGACCGAGACUGAAUGUGUGUGACGGUGCUGUGCUGUGCUGUGUUGGCCUCCGGUAAUGACAGGUGAUACGGUUACAGUGGCAGGCGGCUUGACAUAUCUUCAGCCAGCGGUGGCAUUACUCAAGCAAGGGUGGUAGUUUAGCUUUUCAGCAUUCCGCAUUCCAAUGAUUCCUCCUGCCACACACACACACACACAAAACAAACAUAGACUUGUGCCUUUGUAAGAAAAUAAUAACAGUAUUUUGUGCUUGUGUUGGUAGUGUGAGCCGGUAAUUCUCGACAAAAAUGUAUCUCGGUCUUCCGUACAGAAUGGACAAUACGGCAGACAAAAGUACGACAGUCACCGCACCACCAACCCAUCAACUAGACUGUACAGAACACAUUCGUUGGUGUUUAUAUUGCCGUAGCAAGUUGCCUGUGCGAGAAAAAAGACAGCGCAGUUGAAUGGUACGAGACGAGUGCACCACCUCUCAAGUGUCGGCCACGUGCACCCUCAGCCCUCAGCAAGACUGUCUAUUCCUAGCGGUUUCCUGCACACAUUGUCUCCCCUCAGUCUAUGAUAGCAUGUAAUUACGGAACAACGUAUCAUGUUCAGAGUUAUAGGCCUAACAAGCACUUGUGGGAUAUUCUGGGACGAGGAAUACCCUCUGUAUUAAAUUGAAGGACUAGAAUGGCUAGAGCGCUAGAGUGAAACUCGAAGAAAAACUGGAGGCUUUUGUGAGUUUUGAUGCUAUGUGUUAAGAUGUUUUUGUACUGUCCUUUGCCUUGUUCACAUGAAGCAGGAAGAGUGUCUCAGUGUGUACAGACAGUAGUUUGAUAUGAAGACCACGUGCCUAUGAUGUAAAGUUAAAAAAAAUGUUGUUACUAUGGUUUUUCUAUAAUGGUACAACUAUUUAGUCUUUAUAAUGGUUAUUUUUCUACGUUAAAAUAUUUUGUAAUAAUAUUUUGUCUAUGUCUGUAAGCUGUGCUUAUGUGAUGUUUUGCUAUCUCAUGUUAUUUUUUACGUUAAAUGAACUGGCUUUCAUUUUUCUUUAUUCUUUUUGUUUGUUUCUCCAUUUUAUAUAUAAACAUCAGGUACAAAAAUUGAAUAUGAUUUUUUUUUCUGUAUACUCGAGACUUUUUAGUGGGUGUGAGAUAAUAUGUGUUUGUCAUUUCUCUGUGGAGAUUCUUGUUCCUGGGACAAUGAACUGCAUGAAGCAGAGAUAAAUGAUUAUUUUUGGUUAUGUACCCCACUUUUAUAAUGGUCCACUGGGUUUAUUUAAAACUGCUUUCUUUCCAAAUCAUUCACUCUGAUAAGACCAGUUAAACACGAUUUUGCACAAAUGUCUAUGUGAAAACAUGCAUCGAUUGUAAAUGUUUGGAAGUCUGGUAUGGCAUCUUGAGGACUAAGAUUUUGCUGAAGGUAAAAUCUGAUUUCUGCCUGUUCCCAGCCCCUCAUCAUUGUCAUACAAAUUCUUGGGUUUUUGUCCGCAUAAUCAGUUGCCACUUGACAGUGUGUCCUUCUUGUAAAUGUUGUUGUUGUUCCUCAGUUACUUCAAGAAAAUAAAAAGAAAAUGUAGCAAACAAA
Engraulis encrasicolus (European anchovy) is the source of this 6799-nucleotide messenger RNA. It is a transcript of the gene scarf2, whose product is annotated as scavenger receptor class F, member 2. The transcript has 12 exons. The record is from RefSeq and is a predicted model, not a curated record. Gene Ontology annotation, cellular component: focal adhesion. NCBI's taxonomy places the organism in Eukaryota, Metazoa, Chordata, Actinopteri, Clupeiformes, Engraulidae. Bases 723 to 3704 code for a protein of 993 amino acids. Gene Ontology annotation, molecular function: scavenger receptor activity. Gene Ontology annotation, biological process: heterophilic cell-cell adhesion.